Messenger RNA from Siniperca chuatsi (mandarin fish), 2034 nucleotides. RefSeq names its product programmed cell death 10a (gene pdcd10a). NCBI's taxonomy places the organism in Eukaryota, Metazoa, Chordata, Actinopteri, Centrarchiformes, Sinipercidae. Gene Ontology annotation, cellular component: FAR/SIP/STRIPAK complex; Golgi apparatus. The record is from RefSeq and is a predicted model, not a curated record. Gene Ontology annotation, molecular function: protein kinase binding. Gene Ontology annotation, biological process: regulation of Golgi organization; positive regulation of MAP kinase activity. The coding region runs from base 707 to 1339 and encodes 210 amino acids. The transcript is spliced from 9 exons.
ACGUACGUUAAGCGUGUAACGAAUAUUCUUUGAAAAGUGUCGCAAUUUAACUAAAUGAUCUUGAUACUGCUGUUUAUGUGUAACGCUAACUGACAACAGUUGGGAUUGGUAGAUAACUAUCUUGACCUACGGUGCAACAGUUAAUUUCGCGCUGUUCUGAUAAUAACUAGCGUAGUUUGUUGUGUAACAAUAAUAUAGUUAAAUGUAUCUUCUGUGUACCACUAAAGAUAGGAUUUUUAUAUUGUGUGCUUUCUAAAAGUGGAAAAGCGCUAACUGCUCGUACGUAUCCCUGUCAACGAAAGCGUUACAAGGGUUAAAAAAUACACCACCUGUACCUUUUUGGGAUUUGAAGUCUGUUUUGGUGGCCAUUGCAACACCGAGACACAAAGGAGACUAACCGAAAGAACUACAACCAGCCUUUCGUGCGAUACCAACGGACAGCGCUCAACACCGCCCACCCCGGCUCUCGGCGACAGUUUUGUCAGGCAGAAAACUUCCUGAAUGAGUAACAAACGACAACAAGAGCGGUUCCAUUUAGACGGGCCAUUAAGCUAUACUAGUUAGCCAGCAUGCACAACACCAGAACCCUGUUGCAGGCGCACGUCCUUGUCUGCUCCCAUUCUGUCAGUCUCCGUGAGUGAUUGAAUGCAGUGAAACUGGCAUCAGUGAACAAGCACACACACAAAGGGCCAUUGAUUGGUCAAGGAUGAUCAUGGAAGACAUGAAGAAUGAAGCCGACAUUGCCUCAAUAGCCUCUAUGGCUCUCUACAAUGUGAUGCAUCCUGUCUUUAACCAGCUGGAGAAAGUCAACUUAUCAGCAGCACAGACCUUGAGAGCAGCUUUCAUAAAGGCAGAGAAGGAGAACCCAGGUCUGACCCAGGACAUGGUUAUGAAAAUACUGGAGAAGAAGAACUUAAAAAUCAACUAUAGUGAGUCUCUACUUCGCAUGGCUGCAGACGACGUGGAAGAGUUCAUGAUUGACAGGCGAGAGCCAGAGUUCCAGGAGCUGAACGAGAGGGCCCGAGCUCUAAAACACAUCCUCAGCACCAUACCAGAUGAGAUCAAUGACAGAGUAGGCUUCCUACAGACCAUCAAAGACAUCGCCAGUGCCAUCAAGGAGCUGCUAGACACAGUUAAUACUGUCUUCAGGAAAUACCAGUAUCAGAAUAGACGGGCACUGGAAAAGCAGAAGAAAGAGUUUGUGAAAUACUCCAAGAGCUUCAGUGACACUCUCAAAACCUACUUCAAAGAUGGAAGAGCGAUCAACGUGUUUGUCAGUGCCAACCGGCUCAUCCACCAGACCAACAUGAUCCUGCAGGCCUUCAAGACUGUUGUGUAGCAGCCUGAGAAGACACACAGACAGACAUUUUUAUUAGAGAAUAGGUGAUAUGAGGCUUUGUAAUUUGUAAAGACAUUUUAUUCUUCUGCGCUGUAUAAUUUAUAAUUCUGUUGCUUUGAGGGGAGAUCAGGUAGUUUGAGGUUCAAAGAAAAUCAGGUAGACCGUAAUAGCCAGGGAUUUUUAACUCUCUUUUAUGUUGUUCUUUUAUCAGAUUCUUAAGUCAAUAUUUUUUCAUUCAUUCAUAUCUUUCCCUCUUUGUUCAGUACUGUGUAGUUCUGAAAAAGUUUAGGAAAAAUGUGAUUAUUUCCCAUGUCCUUUAAAAGUUUGGUUAUUGCACAAGUCUAAAAAAAGUACAAUGAAAAGAAGUGGCAUUCCGUUUCCAAAUACAUUCCCACAUUUUUGGGGUUUUACUCUCAUUUAAUUGUCAUUUCUCUAUUGUGAACAUAAUCUUAAUCUAUAUAGUGGUAUCACGUACUUGGCACUAAUAUCCUGCCACUAUCAGCAUGCAGCAUAUUCAACUUAAAUCUGAUGGGUUUGAAUCCUGAAGAAGAAAUCAAGGUCUGGAUGGAAAAAGUUUGGGAAGUUGAAAUGGAGACUGUGUUUACUGUCUGCUUUCUUUGUCUUGUCCUGUUCUAGUAUUCACUGAAUCACCCACUGCAUCAUAAACACAACCCAUCCAGGUCUGCAAUAACUCA